UGCUCGUUGGUCACACUGGCGGCGAUUAUUACAUUUGUUUCUGAGUGAUUUGGUUUGUCAUUGUAGUACAUAAAAAAUAUUAUUUAAAUAUAGCAAAAAUGACGACAGACACCGCGCUUCCACCCCCUUCAGUAAUGUGGGCCCAAAGGCCGAGUGUUAUAUUACUUACAGUUAAUUUAGAAGACUGUAGUGAACCCGAAAUCAAAUUCACACCCACUACAUUUUAUUUCAAAGGCACAGGUGGUGUUGAUAAAAAGACGUACGAGGUCAAUAUUGAAUUAUAUAAAGCUAUUGACCCUGAAAAUAGUCGGUUUUGCAAUCGGGGGAGGUGCAUAGAAGUAGUUCUCACUAAAACAACGGAAGAAGGUGGCUACUGGCCGACCCUCACGGCAGACAAAAAGAAGCACCACUGGUUAAAAGUAGACUUCAACAAAUGGCAAGACGAAGACGACAGUGGAGAUGAAGGCUUGGGAGGUUUCGGAGGCGGAAUGGGAGGCGGUGGCGACCUCGAAGAUAUGAUGCGCCAAAUGGGAGGCCUCGGAGGCAUGGGUGGAGAUAAACCGUCUUUCGAUGAUUUAGAUGGAGACGAUGAAGACUCAGAUGACGGAGAAAUGCCUGAUUUAGCAUAAGUUUGUAAGCAUCGAAGUCUCGAAAAAACACCAUCAUUAUUACAUACCAUAUAAUAAAAAAGAAUUGAAAAUUUAUAUACAAAAAAAGAUACCAAAUAAAUUCACUGCUAUUGCAGUAAAAUAACCAUUUAACAAUUGUAUUUUUUAAUGUGAAGGACUUAAGUUGGAAUUCGUACCGUUUGUUAUAUAUUGGCAUACAAAUGCAUUAAGAUUAGGCUCUGAGACAGUGAUUGAAUGUUAUUUUUGUUAUUUUAAGGAAAUUUAAUAAAA
This is a messenger RNA of Ctenocephalides felis (cat flea), 899 nucleotides long. It is a transcript of the gene p23, whose product is annotated as co-chaperone protein daf-41. Gene Ontology annotation, cellular component: cytosol; nucleus. Gene Ontology annotation, molecular function: Hsp90 protein binding; protein-folding chaperone binding. Gene Ontology annotation, biological process: protein folding; chaperone-mediated protein complex assembly. The transcript is spliced from 4 exons. NCBI's taxonomy places the organism in Eukaryota, Metazoa, Arthropoda, Insecta, Siphonaptera, Pulicidae. Bases 99 to 629 code for a protein of 176 amino acids. The record is from RefSeq and is a predicted model, not a curated record.